GACCCAUCCGAAACGUCACGAGUUGCGGGGUCGAUCAUGGGGAGCUGAGAAAGAAUAACAGAAGUUAGCUAGCGAAACAACUACACUUUAUGAAAUAAAGUAGGGACAUUCUGGAAGAGCUACCGGCGGCCAGCAUGGCCAACAUUACAAAGAAAGUGUCGUGGUCCAGUCGGGCCGACGAGUCCGGGGCAACCGGGGAGGCGACACCGCUGCUUAACGGCGCCGAGCAGCGGCCACUCUCCAGACAGCUGUCUGGAGGAGGAAAUAUAUUUCAAAUAGGCAGACUCAGCACGGUGGAUUUGGAGGAGGAGAUGACAUCAGAGGAGGAGUCUUUAAGAGGGCGGCCUAAAGAGAUCGCUCAUAACGAGAAGCUGCUGUCGCUAAAAUUUGAGAGUCUGGACUAUGAUAACAUUGAGAACCAGCUUUUUCUGGAGGAGGAGAGGAGAAUGAGUUACAUGGGUUUCCGCUGUCUCGAGAUCAGUCGCUGGGUCGUCUGUGGUCUAAUUGGUUUCUUCACUGGCCUCAUCGCCUGCUUCAUCGACAUCGCUGUGGAGGAACUGGCUGGAAUCAAAUACCAAGUGGUCAAAAAGAACAUAGAGAAUUUCACCGAAGUCGGUGGCCUCUCCAUCUCCCUCAUUCUCUGGGCCGUCCUCAACUCUGCCAUCGUCAUGGUGGGCGCAAUCAUAGUAGCAUUUUUUGAGCCCAUAGCAGCAGGAAGUGGUAUUCCUCAAAUAAAAUGUUACCUGAAUGGAGUCAAGAUUCCCCGGGUGGUACGACUCAAGACACUGUUAGUGAAAGUGUGCGGUGUUAUCUGCUCAGUGGUUGGUGGUCUUGCAGUUGGAAAGGUAAAUCACCCCUAA
This is a messenger RNA of Labrus bergylta (ballan wrasse), 860 nucleotides long. Lineage: Eukaryota; Metazoa; Chordata; Actinopteri; Labriformes; Labridae. The record is from RefSeq and is a predicted model, not a curated record.